GCAGCCAGCGCGGAGCUCUAUGUAGAGUGGGAUGGCGAUGCCUUGCUUGCUGGAGGUUACACCGCCGUGUAACUAGAGUAAUCUCACUAGAGUGGGUACCUCAAGAUCCCUACCUCUGUCUCCGCCGUGCAGUGCAGCUUCGCCUGGCCUGGUGAGUCUAGUAGAGCACUAUACACCACACUACAUCAUCACCAUCUCCAUACUAUCGCGCCCCUCCCCCACCACGACGACGAAGACGACGGCACUCUUCCACCCCGCCUCCGCCCCACCCCCACCGACGAUACCCUACAGAUGGAGAGCACCCUCUUCCCAUCCACGCCCGCGCUCCCGGCCCGCGCCCCGGAAAUCAUCCGCGCUCACACGAUACAGCUACAGAGUGCGUCGCUGAGCUCGCGCGAGGCCGAGCGGCAGCGGCGGUUCCAGGGGCUUGUGCGGCGCUACAUGUCGCAGCUGCUAUACGGAUGCCAGCGGGCGCACUGCGACACGCCGACGUGCUACAGUGCGCGGAAGCGUUUACCCCGGAACUCGAAUGCGUCGCGCCGGCUGUCGCUGCUGUCGGCGCGCAUCAUUGCGUGCAAUCUCGCGGCCGGCGAUGAGCCGCUCCGCGCGCUGUGUCCUGGCAAGCCCGUUGUGCCCACGCUCGCUACGGGGGGAAAGCGCACAGAGAAGGAGGUGGGUGUGGUCACCGAUAAGGGCGCGAAGGAUCCUAGGUCGUUUACGCAGAUGCUGUUUAAUACUGUCGCCUUGAAGAUGGUCGAGUGGAUUAGUCUGCCGCCACCGCUGCCGCCGAGGAAGGUGGAGGGGGAGGAGGGGGAGGAAGACGGGGAGGGGGAGGAAGACGGGGAGGGGGGGGGGCAGGAGGAGGAACACGAACCGCCGAAAUUGAAGUUCCCGGUUAAUCCUCUGGACGUGAUGGAUACUGGCCGGAUGAACAAGGAUUCCGAGGCGGUCAGUCAGAUGCAUCACCAGGAGAUACUACAGCAGCAGACGAGGCGGAGGAUGUCGUCCGCAAAGGAUGUGACGCCGACGCCACACUCAAAUGCGAAGGCGAAACUCACCACCCCCAUAAACACUUUUAUACCGCCACCAGUAUAUCACCAACCACGACUGCGGAAGGAAAAGGACGCGGCAGCGGUUGCGAAGCCACAUCUCACGCCUAGCAGAAGCGACAAGAACGCGGCGACGUUGAUGCUUUGGCCGGCAACGGAACCGGUGGCGGUGGGGCCGCAGAGCUUGAAGAUCCUGAAUGAGGAUAUCUGCGAGGCACUGUGGCAGAUGUGCAGCGACCCUGCGACAUCGGAAGCGGAGAUGAUCGGAGUGGUGGCGUUUGCGGAACAGAGUGUUUUCUACGUUCUGUCCACACCGGAAGCUGCUCUUGCGUCGUUUGGUGGCGUUGGAGAUGACGAUUCGGUCGGCUUCGAUUCGGGAUCGGUCGAGAGGGCGCUCGGCUUGCUGUACAAGUGUGGACUGCAGGAAUGCGCUAUACGCGCUGUGUGGGAAGGAAUGGCAAACGUCUUCUCGAAGCCCGGUAAAGGCUUGUCGGAUAAGGCCGCGGCGGGCAUGAUCGUCGUGGCUCUUCAUGUGCUGGCACGGGGGCUUGUGGACGACGAAGAGGUGUUCAGGAUUGUGACGGAGUUGAGGGCGGCCGGGAAAGUGUCGAAUGGACAUGAUGUCGCCCCGGAUAUAGGCUUCGAGGACGAGCUUGCCGAGCGGCUGAUGAGGAGAGUUUUGAGGGCUAUAGCAUUUAGAGGGACGGAAGGGGAUGCCACGGUUUCUCAUCUGAAGCAGUACCUGCGGAGGUGCGAACAGCUACAUAGGAAACAGAGAGAUCUGCAGAUUGUGGCUGAUUUCGGGAAGGAGCUGGUUGGAAUGGCUAAUGAUGGGUCUAUCAGAGGAGGAACGGGACUCGCCAGGUGCAUGCUGGAGUGGACGAGGGUGGUGUUCGCUAGGUGUUGGAAUGGCGACGAAGUGGUGACGCGGAACGGUCUCGCUGGUGCAUGUGUUGAGAUGUUCGAGCUGCUCCAUGCGGAUUACGAGGCCUAUGGACUGUUUCCAGAGGUCUUCGAGACGUGGAUGAUCGGACAGCGGAUAAGUCCCACUGUCUGGCCAGUCGCGUGGUGCAAUAAAACUAUCAAGACAAGAGCACCCGACGAUAUCCACCUCCUGGACCACGCAUACCUCUUUUCGGUCUCGCAUCGAGUCACGUAUUUCCGUGCCAUCAACCUGGACAUCAUGAAGAAGGCGUAUGAGAGUGCGAUCGCGAAUCUCCGCAUGGUCAGCCAGAUGAGCGAUCUGACGAAACUGGGGUAUCCCUACUUUGCGGCAAAGAUCGAUACCGCUCUCAGCAUAUACUUCGUCAUUGCCGUUCGCCGAACAAACUUGCUAGAGGACGCACUCAACCAAUUGAUUCAUCGCGAACACCGCGAGUUACUACGACCACUCAAGAUCCGGUUUGCGGAGGGAGAGGAGGGCGUUGACCAAGGUGGCGUGCAGCAGGAGUUCUUCUCCCUGUUGAUCAAAGAAAUCAUGUCACCAGAGUUCGGGAUGUUCGUGACGGACGAGCGCACACGGAUGUCGUGGUUCUGGGAGGGCAGUCUCGAGAGUUCCGCAAAGUUCGAGCUCGUGGGUCUCGUCGUCGGCCUCGCAGUCUACAACGGCAUCACCCUUCCCGUGAACUUUCCAAAGGCGCUGUACAUCAAGCUCCUUGGCGGCACGCCGACUCUCGACGACAUCGACGAUUGCUGGCCCGAGCUGGCGCGCGGCCUGAGGGAUCUCCUCACCUGGGAGGACGGAGACGUCGCUAACGUCUUCAUCCGCACGUAUGAAUACUCCACCGAUGUUCUUGGCCAGGUCCACUCUGUCGAUAUGGAGCAUGCGAAAACGAACGGCCCCGAGUUCCUGCCGCGCCCCAUCCCGAGGAUUAAAUCUCCCAAGAAAAAACCCGCCGCCGUGGCGGAAGACAAGAAGCUGGAGCAUUGGCUGCCCACACUCGCUGCGCCGGAUGAGUGGUUGGGCUCGCUGAGCCAGAUCCUGGAGAACAUCAAUUCCGAGGAACGCGAUGAGCGCAUGCAACGACAGAGGACUGCGAAUGCCGAGGCACGCGAGGAGCUUCUGCAACGGCAGAGGGCUCGGGGCACCGAGGAGCGAGAUGGGCGCCUGCAACGACAGAGGACUGCAAAUGCCGAGGAACGCGCGGAGCGCCUGCAACAACAGAGGACUGCGAAUGCCGCGGCACGCGAGGAGCACCUGCAACGGCAGAGGAUUGAGGAUGUCGAGGAACGUGAGGGGCGCCUGCAACGACUGAGGACUGGGAAUACCAGGUAUACUCCUGGCAAUGGAGAUGAGCAGCCGGAGACGAUGCCGGAGCAGUCUGAUACCCAGUUGGUGGAAGAGGUGGAAGAGACGAGUACAGAGACCCGAACGGACGAGAAGCCACAGCAAGUCCCCGAUUCUCAGCCAGAUCUAGCCAACGCCCCACCGCCACAGCCAGAAGACGAAGAAGCUCUCCUACCCUCACCCCCAACUACACCCCACGAAGCCCCUCUAGUAACCAACGCCAACCGCGAGGAAUACGUCCGCGACUACAUCUCCUGGCUGACAUCACGCUCGAUCCACCCCGCCUAUACCUGUUUCGCGCGGGGCUUCCACGCGCUCCUCCCUCAACGCAGCCUGCACCUAUUCUGUCCCUCGACGCUGCAAACACUGAUUGAGGGCUCGUCCUCCACCACGCCGCUGUCGAUCACACGUCUCGAAGCAGUGUGCAAAUACGAAGACGGGUACCACGCGGGACACCGAGUGAUCCGCGACUUCUGGGCGGUAGUGCACAGCUUCAACGAGGAGAAGCGGCGGCAGCUGCUCGAGUUCGUGACCAGCUCGCCGCGCGUGCCGAUCGGCGGCGUCGAGAACAUCAUGUUCUAUAUCGUCCGCAACGGCGAGGACUCGGAGCGCCUCCCGUCCAGCCUGACGUGUUUUGGCAGGCUCCUGCUGCCGGAGUAUGCCAACAGGAAGAAGCUCAAGAGGAAGCUGGAGCUGGCGCUGGAGAAUAGUAAGGGCUUUGGGAAUCCGUAGCCUGUAGCGUGUGUAGAGUGUGUACUUGUGCAUGUACUUAUGAUGUGUAUGUACGAUAGGAAAUGGAAGGAAUGACAAUGAGGUG
Tricharina praecox is the source of this 4153-nucleotide messenger RNA. RefSeq lists its product as uncharacterized. The transcript has 3 exons. NCBI's taxonomy places the organism in Eukaryota, Fungi, Ascomycota, Pezizomycetes, Pezizales, Pyronemataceae. Gene Ontology annotation, biological process: protein polyubiquitination. Gene Ontology annotation, molecular function: ubiquitin protein ligase activity. The record is from RefSeq and is a predicted model, not a curated record. Bases 292 to 4068 code for a protein of 1258 amino acids.